ACCCUAAAACCUCCCUUUAUCCUUUUCCCCUUUCUCUACGGAAACAAACAGAGAUUGAUACGCAACAAGGGAGUAAAAACCCCUUUGUUCUCCUCGGGAUCGAUCGUUGAGAAGGGUUUUUGCGAUUCGAAGAUGGAUCACGUAGCGGCGGGGGAGGAGCGAAUCGUAACGGAGCGAAUCAGGAAGAAGCUCGAGGAGGUGAACGUGGCGGCGCAGAGCCAACUCUCAUCCGUCCAAGACCACGUCAACUUCACUCUCCAGCAAGCCUACUUCAAGUGUGCGUACGAUUGUUUCGACCGGAGGAUAAAACAGGACGAUAUAAAUAACUGCGUGGAGCACUGCAGUGUUCCGGUGCUCAAUGCCAACAAUCUUGUCGAAACUGAGAUGGCCAAAUUUCAGGAACGGAUGAAUCGGUCUUUGAUGGUAUGCCAAGACAAGUUUGAACAAGCUAAACUCCAGAAGAUCAAAACUGAUGCCAUGAACGACUUGGAGACCUGUGUAAACCAAGCAAUUGACGACAGCAUAAGUUCCCUUCCUCAUGUAGUUCGUCGCGUCAAAUCCUUGCUCUCCAUCGACUGAGUGAAUUUUACACAUUCUACGUGCUUUCCAAUAAUCAAAGAUAGAGAUGUGAUCAAAUUCUUUUAGGUUCUCUACCAGUGAGGUGUUUUAUUCCAUGUUUCAACAAUUAGCAUUUUGCGCCAAGUGGCAUUUUGUUCUUCUCCUAAUUUUUGAGGCACCAUUUAUAUAAUCUUCCAUAUCAAACAUUAGAGGGUUUAACCCAUGCAUCCAUAUGUUUACUCUUGUAUCCCUACAGAAUUUCUGAGGUACUUAAUUUUAAUGCUGAUGACAAUUCUUCAAGUGCAGGCA
Ananas comosus (pineapple) is the source of this 867-nucleotide messenger RNA. RefSeq names its product protein FAM136A-like. Gene Ontology annotation, cellular component: cytoplasm. The transcript has 3 exons. Bases 133 to 579 code for a protein of 148 amino acids. Lineage: Eukaryota; Viridiplantae; Streptophyta; Magnoliopsida; Poales; Bromeliaceae. The record is from RefSeq and is a predicted model, not a curated record.